AUGAUUGAAAUCACUAGAGCUCCACUACCAGAUGCGCACAUUGUUAAUGGUAAAGAAUUUCCAGCUCUUUACAAUUUCAAGGAAAGCGGAAAAGACUUGGAUAUCUUCUUGAGAUUUUUGGCUGAUAAAGCAAAGACUGGGUUUUUUGCAAAAGCGUUAGCUGAUCACGGAGCUAUCGUUCUUAGGGAUUCAGGGUUUAUUGAUCCUGAAUCGCUCAGUAAAAUUGUUGAAACCAUCAGUGUCAACAGCAAUAAUAAAUUUUUUUUUCAGGCAGGAUCUACAGCCCAAAGAAGUGAUAUUGCUAAAUAUAUCACCAGUGCUAACGAAGGGGAUCCUAGCAUCAACAUCCACCAGCAUAACGAAUUUUCAAGGUUUGACACUUUCCCAAGGAACUUAUUCUUUAUCUGUCAAGACAUUGAUGACUCCACCAUCGGUGGGGAAACUCCAUUGGUUCACGGUUACGAGUUCUUUGAAACAUUGAAUAAGAUAUACCCGCAAUACGUUAAAGACUUGGCGGAGAAAAAGCUCUACUUCAAGCAAGUUUGGAAAUACCGGUCAGAUAACAAUACCAGUUGGGAGAAUAAAUACUGCUUUGGACAAGACAUUAACCCUGAAGAUGAUAUUGCCACUAAAAAGGAGAAAGCUGAAAAGCAAGCUUCUGAGAGAAUCACCAAAGAUUGGGAAUGGGACGACGACAACAAUCUUGUAGUUCACCAGCACACUGUUCCAAUCAGAUACUUUUCCUCAAAGUACAGAGAAGAUAAUGCCAAAUAUCCUGUGUUUUUCAACUCUCUAGCUACUUAUUACUAUACACAAAAGCAUGGAAAAUUUUCAUCUACCAUUCAAUACGAUAACAAAGAAGACAUCCCCACUGAAUUCUUGGAGGCUAUCUUGGAAAAUAGCAUCAAAUUGGAAUAUAAUCACAAAUGGAAAAAAGGAGAUAUUGCUAUUGUCGAUAACUACCAAGUAAGCCACGGAAGACUUGGGUGGUCCAAUGGCUCUCGCAAGGUUGUUGUCAGCAUGUGGGAUGACGUGGAAAAGCUUGAUUAUCCAGCAUGGGUGCCCGGUGAGCACUCUAAGUAG
Messenger RNA from Saccharomycopsis crataegensis, 1083 nucleotides. RefSeq lists its product as uncharacterized. The coding region runs from base 1 to 1083 and encodes 360 amino acids. The record is from RefSeq and is a predicted model, not a curated record. Gene Ontology annotation, molecular function: oxidoreductase activity. The transcript has a single exon. Lineage: Eukaryota; Fungi; Ascomycota; Saccharomycetes; Ascoideales; Saccharomycopsidaceae.